GCUGAAAUACCUUGUAUGAAGAUGAAUGGGUUUGCUAAAGGUUAUGGAUAUACACCUGAUGAACCAUUUAAAAUGAAAGGUAAAACAUCACAUUCAUGGAACCUUGUACAGGUAGACAAUGAAUGGUGGCCUGUAGAUUGUACAUGGGGUAGUGGACAUGUUGCCAGUAACAAGAAAUUCGAACCAUUUUAUCAGGAGUUUUACUUCUUACCUGAACCGAAACACUUUAUUUUGUCUCAUUUUCCUAAAAAAUACGCGUCUAUAAAAAUGAACCAGACUUUUCAGCUAUUGUCCGAUCCGGUAACAAUCGACGAUUUCAAUAAAAGAGCCAAAGUGGAACCGGGUGCCUUGUUACAUGGGAUCAAAUUAUCACAUAAGAAC
This is a messenger RNA of Lottia gigantea (owl limpet), 381 nucleotides long. RefSeq lists its product as hypothetical. Lineage: Eukaryota; Metazoa; Mollusca; Gastropoda; Lottiidae. The record is from RefSeq and is a predicted model, not a curated record. The transcript has a single exon. The annotation marks the transcript as partial.